AUGGGCCUAGAGAAGGUCAAGCAUAUUGUGCUGGUACUUUCCGGGAAAGGAGGCGUCGGCAAGUCAUCCGUCACAACACAGCUUGCGCUGUCGCUCUCUCUCGCCGGUCACUCUGUCGGCAUUCUCGACGUCGACCUCACCGGCCCCUCCAUCCCGCGCAUGCUCUCGAUCGAAGCGUCCAAAGUCACACAAGUCCCUGGCGGCUGGGCGCCCGUGCUCGUACACGAAGCGAAACCGGAGGAGAAUAUUGGCAGUCUGCACGCGAUGAGCCUGGGGUUCCUACUCCCGAAUAGAGGCGAUGCCGUCGUGUGGCGUGGGCCAAAGAAAACAGCCAUGAUUCGACAGUUUCUCAAAGACGCAUUCUGGGGGCCGACCGACUUCCUGCUCAUCGACACGCCGCCGGGGACAAGCGACGAACACAUCUCCCUGAUGGAAACGCUUCAGCGCGACGCCCUACCGGGCCAGGUGGCAGGUGCCGUUGUAGUGACGACUCCUCAGGCGGUGGCUACAGCCGACGUGCGAAAGGAGCUCAACUUUUGCGCAAAAACCAAUCUCUCGGUGCUCGGUGUCGUAGAGAACAUGAGUGGCUUCGUAUGCCCGCACUGCUCAGAGUGCACCGACAUCUUUGGGUCAGGGGGCGGCAAGGUCAUGGCGGAAGAGUUCAAGGUGCCGUUCCUGGGAUCGGUGCCGAUGGACGCGCAGUUUAUUGCUCUGAUCGAAGAGGGGAGAAGACCGACAUACCCAGUAGGGACAGAGGUUGCUGGCCAUGAUAUAUCAAGCAAGGUGGCGGAGAUUCCAGACGCGGAGGACAAGGGGUCGCUCGUGGAUAAGUACAAGGACUACACCGAUCUGUACUCCGCGUUCGAAAGACUUCUCAAGCAGCUCAUUGCUGCUGGCUUCCGCCAGCUCCUCGAGAACAACCACUUCCUGUGGGCCUACUCUCUCAGACAGACACCGCGAGGUCUGUUUGAGCGGCAGCUAGUGCUCCGCGGACUCUGCCAUACGGGCAUAGACAGUCAGGCAUCUUCCAGCCACUCCCCUCAUCAGCCUUGGUUCCCAGGUGCUCCUGGCACUCGAUCAACCACGAUGCCGAGCCAAUCAGUUCCCAACAACUACACCUUCUCUCCUUCCGAUGCGACACCUCACCUGACCAUCAACCACGAUGUCGCCGCGGAGCUCGACUCGAGCAACGCUUUCGAAGGACCCGAGAAGCUUCUUGAAGUCUGGUUCUCUCCCAGCCCUGACGACCUGCCGGCCGGCGCCCAGCCUGAUGGCUUGCGUUCCGUUGCCGCUGAUACAUGGGUGAGCAUGCUCGACAUGGUCAAUUGCAAGAUCUUGUCGGUUCUCAAGUCUGACGCAGUCGAUGCCUACUUGCUGUCCGAGUCCAGCAUGUUUGUCUUCCCCCACAAGCUCAUCCUCAAGACGUGCGGCACGACCACCCUUCUCCUUGGUCUUCAGCGUAUGCUGCAUAUUGCCGCUUUGGAUGCCGGCUUCCCGUUCCACAAGGCCGAGAAGGCUGACGAGAUCCGCGCUACUGCGAUUCCGUACCGUGUCUUCUACAGCCGCAAGAACUUCUUGUUUCCCGACAAGCAGCAGGGACCCCACCGUAGCUGGAAGCAGGAGGUCAAGUAUCUGGAUGACAUGUUUGAUGGUGGCAGCGCGUACAUGGUGGGAAAGAUGAAUGGAGACCACUGGUACCUGUACAUCACUUCUCCCAACCAGGCGAUGACGCCUCCUCGGACGCCCGACGUCGAGGCCAACGGGCACGCUCCUGAGAUGACCAACGGCUUGGCGGCUAUCAAUGGCACAGCUGAGAACAACGACGAAACUCUGGAGAUUCUGAUGACCGACUUGGACCAGGAGAACGCGAAGCAAUUCUACCUUGCCAACGCUAGUGCUGUUGCCAGCAGCAAGCUGCAAGUGGAGGCUGAAGACGCCAGAGGCAAGGCUCAAGAAAGCUUGGGAAGCUUGGAUGAAGUCGACGUGUUCGACAAUGUCGGCUCAGGCGACGGAGCGGCUCAGAAGCUCGACGAAACGGAAGCCCUGACCACAGAGGGCCACGCGCUGGGUACUGUUGUUUCCGAGAACUGCGGCCUCUCUGACGUGUACCCGACCAGUGUGUACCCCGACGCCCGCGUCGAUGCCUACCUGUUCGGGCCUUGUGGAUUUUCGGCCAACGGUGUUGUGCCUCCCGUGUCCACAGCCGGGCACAUGGGAACAAAAGGCGGCCACUACUGGACGGUCCACGUCACGCCCGAGCCCGAGUGCUCAUACGCCUCCUUUGAGACCAACGUCCCUGGCAGCCAGACGGGUCGCACCACUGCGGAGAUUAUCGAGAAUGUGGUCAACAUCUUCCAGCCUGGCCGUUUCAGCGUGACCCUGUUCGAGGCCAAGGGCAAGAGCGCAGACACGAGCGGAGCUGAGGACGGUAUCUACAAGGGUCCGUCUCGCCGGACCUUGGUGGACCCUGUCAAGGGCUAUCGUCGCGUGGACCGCAUUGUUCAUGACUUUGAAGACUACGAUCUUGUCUUUCGCUUCUAUGAGCGCGAUGGCUGGGUCGGUGACAAGACCGCCAGGGUUGGGGAGGUUGAAUGA
This is a messenger RNA of Emericellopsis cladophorae, 2595 nucleotides long. Its product is annotated as S-adenosylmethionine decarboxylase proenzyme-like protein. Bases 1 to 2595 code for a protein of 864 amino acids. The record is from RefSeq and is a predicted model, not a curated record. Gene Ontology annotation, biological process: spermine biosynthetic process; spermidine biosynthetic process; iron-sulfur cluster assembly. Gene Ontology annotation, molecular function: ATP-dependent FeS chaperone activity; adenosylmethionine decarboxylase activity; 4 iron, 4 sulfur cluster binding. Lineage: Eukaryota; Fungi; Ascomycota; Sordariomycetes; Hypocreales; Bionectriaceae. Gene Ontology annotation, cellular component: cytosol. The transcript has 5 exons.